Messenger RNA from Caenorhabditis remanei, 360 nucleotides. RefSeq lists its product as uncharacterized. The record is from RefSeq and is a predicted model, not a curated record. Lineage: Eukaryota; Metazoa; Nematoda; Chromadorea; Rhabditida; Rhabditidae. The transcript has 6 exons. Bases 1 to 360 code for a protein of 119 amino acids.
AUGGCCGACCGUCAAGCCGAAAUCGAAGCUCUCCAAAGGGAGUUGGAUGCCACCAGAGCUCAACGGGAUGCCCUUCAAGAGCAAUUGGAUCGUGCGGAACAUCGAAUCGCAGAGCAUCAACUCGAGACCCGAGAACUGGAAGCGGAUGUACGAGCUGCUCAGCAUGAAGCCGUUAUGCUUCGCGAAGAUGCCCAUCGCCUUCGCAAAUUGUUGGGAGCAGAGAGGGAUCGCAGGGAGCAUCAGCGGGAGCAUCAACGGGAAGAAGUCAGAUAUCUCCAACGCCAAUUGGAGGAUCAGGAAGUAACCAUGACGGUUCUCCGUCGACAAGUCGAUGAUGCCAACGCCAGGCGCCAAAACUGA